CUCAACAUUAGUGAGAGCAAAGAAAGUUUGGCAGUAUUUGGUGGUAUUUUUGUUGAUGCAGGAAAAAUCGUUUGGAGGAGGUCCAGGUUUUACUCGGACGAGAUCGUGCUCGGAGUGGCAUACGUCUACGCCAGCUUCAACGAUACCUUCGUCCACGUUACGGAUCUUUUGGGCAAGUAACUAUCUGGCGGAGCACCGGCGGCAUGAAGGUCAAGGCUGAUCGUGACAAGGCUCGCCCUACGCUGCUAUGUGGCCGCUUUGUACGUAGGCGAAAGUGCAAGUCCCUCGGAAUCACUUCGCUGCACAUGAAGCUGCGUGCCGCCGGCGGAACUUGCACCAAGACCCCGGGACCGGGUGCGCAAUCGGUGCUCCGUGCCCUAUCCCGUUCGUCGAUGAAUAUUGUGAAGAUUAUCAAUAUCUUGUUAAGGUAUGAAGUGUAUUGAUUAAUAAAUAUGUACUUUGUUUCAACCUGGCUAGUGUAUUCUUUUUUCAUGCAACUAACUGAAGGAAGACUCUAUCGACAAAAAUCAUACGUGUAAACAUAUUUCAGGACGGGCGAGACGGUUGGCGCAGGGCAUCUAGGUGAAACAUCUCUGAACAUCAAAUCAACACGCAGUUUAGAAUCUCGAAUGAAGCACAACACAGCA
This is a messenger RNA of Culex quinquefasciatus (southern house mosquito), 647 nucleotides long. Its product is annotated as 40S ribosomal protein S14. Gene Ontology annotation, molecular function: mRNA 5'-UTR binding; structural constituent of ribosome; small ribosomal subunit rRNA binding. NCBI's taxonomy places the organism in Eukaryota, Metazoa, Arthropoda, Insecta, Diptera, Culicidae. Gene Ontology annotation, cellular component: ribosome; cytosolic small ribosomal subunit. Bases 204 to 443 code for a protein of 79 amino acids. Gene Ontology annotation, biological process: ribosomal small subunit assembly; translation; maturation of SSU-rRNA from tricistronic rRNA transcript (SSU-rRNA, 5.8S rRNA, LSU-rRNA). The record is from RefSeq and is a predicted model, not a curated record. The transcript has a single exon.